Messenger RNA from Helicoverpa zea (corn earworm), 1705 nucleotides. Its product is annotated as cytoglobin-1. Gene Ontology annotation, molecular function: heme binding; oxygen binding. The transcript is spliced from 4 exons. The record is from RefSeq and is a predicted model, not a curated record. Bases 61 to 669 code for a protein of 202 amino acids. Lineage: Eukaryota; Metazoa; Arthropoda; Insecta; Lepidoptera; Noctuidae.
UUAUUUAAAUUGGUGUGGAUCGGUCGUUUUUGAUACUCGCUGGUGAACUUUAGUACUAAGAUGUUGUACGUGUACCUGUCCUCGGUUUUUAUAGUGCUUACAACUAUUUCUAUGUUCCUGAAGAAGGAUAAAAGUGGCAAGGUGACAAUGGGCGGCUGGCUGAGCUACUUCUGGUGGGGCGGCGACCCCGACGUGGUGAAUCCAGUGUCAGGCCUCACGAGGCGUGAGGUCAGCCUGGUGCAGAAGUCCUGGGUGCCUGUCAACGCAGACGCCAUUAACACUGGCGCUGAACUGUUAAAGAGAUUCUUCAUCGCAUUCCCGGAAACCAAAGAAUUCUUUAGGAUGAUAAAGAAUACGCCUGAAGAUCAGUACCUGCAGAAUCCACAGUUUAAGGCUCACGUCAUCAAUCUGAUGACGUCAUUGAACCUUGCAGUGGAAAACCUUAACCAGCCAGAGGUAGUGGCCGCCAUGAUGAAUAAGCUCGGAGAAUCCCACGGCCGGAGAAAGAUCCAGGAGAAAAAUUUCAAUCAACUGAAAGAAGUAAUAGUGAAGAUGUUCAUCGAGGUGUUAAAAUUGGACGACGUGACGCUCGGGGCCUGGGGCAAGACCGUCGAGUUCUGGUACAAGCACAUAUUCGAGACUCUCAAUAGAGCGGAACAGACCAGAUAACAUACACAUUGUCAACCAAUUACACUUUAAAGACUAGUUUAGUAUCUACAAUGGUUAUUGUGAAAGGCAAACUCAAUUUGAUCUGAUGCACGAUGAUAGGAAAAUGACCGAACUCGGAAUAAGACGCUAUUUGUGCAUGUUGGGGACUGCGCUUUGAACGUGACUUUUAAAUACAGUUUUUAUUUUAAUUUGUAUUUAAAAAAGAAUGUCAUACAAAUGUAUUUUAAGUUUACAUUAUUCCACUGAAUUGUCUUAAGCUUAAAAUAUUUAAGCAGACUAUUCCACUUUUUUUGUUAACUUUUCUAAAUCUGGUCUUGAAAAGGUCUCGAUAAAUGGAUAAUGAAUUUACUAUUCACUCUAAAAGAGUUUGCUUUACUCUGUGUUCAAUCAGGCUGAAUAAUUCAUACUGCAUAAUUGUGUUCGGUAACGGUCAGUGUUGGGCGCCAAGAAUCGAUUUUAUUUCAUGAAUUUUCCAUUCGAUUGGUAUUGUCCAUAAAAAGACACAAACAGAAAUACAUCUUGUAUUUUGUUUGUUGUUGAAUUUAUUGUAGUCGUGUUUUUAACCAUUUAUUAAAAAGUAGUUUUAUGUCUUAAUCUCCCUUCUUUUUUCCUAGGCUGUUUCCUUGUUGUUAACACCAAAAUGUUAAACAACUUAUCAAUUUCUUAUUUUUUCCUCACAUACCUAUGACUAGGUACGAUGUGUAAACUUUUAAUUCUAUUCUAUUGUUGUAGGUUCCAUUUUAUUCAAUGACUCACAUCUAGGUGUUUUAUGUUCACUUAAAAAUGAUUUUGUCAUAGAUGUAAAUUAUCUAUUUUUAUUAUUAUAAUAAGACGCAUUUAAUAAGAUUGUAGUUUAGAUUUAAAUGCUUCGACCAUCUUCCAUUUUAUUGCAUAGUGUAAAUAGCUAUAUUUGUAAAUAAACCUGUCGAUUUUUGUACAUUGUACACUUGUUAAACCAAAAAAUAUAUUAAGUAAAUAUUACAUAUUCAAUAUUGUCAAGGAUUUUAAUUACUGGUUCAUUAAAUUUUAUAUUGAA